Messenger RNA from Cicer arietinum (chickpea), 2327 nucleotides. RefSeq names its product E3 ubiquitin protein ligase DRIP2-like. NCBI's taxonomy places the organism in Eukaryota, Viridiplantae, Streptophyta, Magnoliopsida, Fabales, Fabaceae. Gene Ontology annotation, molecular function: ubiquitin-protein transferase activity. The record is from RefSeq and is a predicted model, not a curated record.
UGCCAGAAAAUUCAGUUACUUCAAAGUAAUAAUAUUUAUAAAGAUGAAGUUAUUCACAAAUUUUAUAAAAAGUUACAUCCUAAUAAAUUGUAAAAUAGAGAGGAGGCAUCAUCAUAGGAUGACCAUAACCGAUUUGUAGCGUUAUAAUGGUUGCUGUUGGCAAUAAAUAUAUAGUAGUUGUGUUGGUGCUGUAGAUAAUUUAUUUAUUUACUAUAUAGCGUGCAGUAUAAUAGUAUAGAAUCAGAUGCAGUUUUUGCAAAUCAAGUGGUUAAAACAGUUUCAACAAGUCAUUGCAUUAGUUUAAAUGUCGCGUCUCAAAGAAGUCUCUCUGUAAAUACGCUGCCCAUGAAUAAAGGGAUCCAAAUUAGAUUGUGCAUUUUUUUCGUUUUUUUUAACAACUCUCUUAAUUGUUUAUUGUUAGAAAUAGUUUUUGACAAGAAGAAUAAGUAGGGUAAAAAAGUUGAAGUGCAGAGCGUGUUUGUUGAGUAUAGUAAAACGGUAAAAUUAAGAUAGAGGUUGUAAAAAAGAGUAUAAAUACAGGAUAAUAUACGGUAUCGUAUACAUAGAGAGAGCAGCAAGGCACAGAAAGCGUGGAUUUGUUACGCACAUUCGCUCGCUGUUUCUUUCUUCUUCUUUUCUGUUUUCGUCCAACACAAAACAACAACGACAGCAACAUUGGAUUGAAGCGAGUCGAUCGGUCUGUAUCUAGAAAAGAGUUAAUCAAAUUUAACGUGGUAACAAUUCGUGGUUCCUUAAGAAGAGAGAUUAGAUCCCAUUGGCAAUGCGAAGAAGAUGGUAGUGAAAGUGAAAAGAGAAACGCUUGAAGCAUGCAUGACAUGCCCUCUUUGUCAUAAGCUUUUGAAAGAUGCUACCACCAUAUCUCUCUGUCUUCACACUUUUUGCAGGAAGUGCAUAUAUGAGAAACUUUCAGAUGAAGAGACAGAUUGCUGUCCGGUAUGCAGCAUUGAUCUGGGCUGUCUUCCGGUGGAAAAGCUCAGGCCUGAUCACAAUCUGCAAGAUAUUAGGACCAAAAUAUUCCCUUUUAAACGAAAAAAGGUUAAAGCCCAAGAAGUUGUUCCCUCAACACCCCUUCCAGCAAAAAGGAAGGAAAGAUCACUUUCAUCAUUGGUGGUUAGUGCUCCCAAAGUUUCAACACAUACCGGCUUUACAGGAAAGAGAACAAAAACUGGUACAAGAAAGUCCGCUGCUUCACGUGGAUGCAAUUUUAUCCCUGAAGGAUCCAUUAAGAGAGAAGAAACACAUGAUGAAGAUACUCUGGCUUCUUCCUUAGCUGAGACUUCUAAGAAGCAUAGAGUCAAUGAAGAUACGAACAACAAUAUGGACCUUACAGAAGGGAAGGUUGAUCUCUGGACGCCUUUGAACUGUCUUGUUGAAGCCGCCAAUAGAACAAAGUCCUCAAGGUUAAAUUUACAAGGGACUCCUGUUGCCAAAAUAGAAUCUCCAGCUACUCCUCAUGGUGGAAUACAGAUGUCUGAAAUUGCAACCAAAUCAGAGCUACCUACAUAUGUCCAGAGUGAACUGCACAUGCCUAAAAGCAAAAACAAGAGUAAUGGACAUAAAACAAAGUUUGGAGAUGACAAAGAUGGAAACACCUUGCUUUCAGGACCGGUCAAGCGAAAAAGGUUGCGUCCUGCUAAUCAGAAGAGAGCAGCAGCAUCUGAGAUGUCUGCCUCAUCACAACUAGUGCUAAAUGCAACAGGGAACAGAUGCAACAGGAAAAAUAGUCCUAUUUGGUUUUCGUUAGUUGCUUCAGAAGACCAGAAUGGAGAUAUUUCCUUGCCACAGAUCUCGGCAUGCUAUUUAAGAAUAAAGGAUGGUACUGUGCCUGUCUCGUUUAUUCAAAAGUAUCUUGUGAAGAAACUUAAUCUUGCUAGCGAAGCGGAGGUGGAAAUAAUGUGCCGGGGUCAGCCUGUGCUCCCAACUUUGCAAAUGCAUAACUUAGUAGAUCUGUGGUUCUGCACGGCAUCAACAUCGAAAAGGCUACCGGCAUCGGUUGGAUCUUCGGCUAAGGACUUUGUGAUGGUUUUAUCGUAUUGUCGAAAGACCUUACUUCGUUGAGAUAGUCCCCUAUAAUAUCUAUUUAUAUGAUGUGGUCUCUAGUUCUUUACAUAGAUAUACAACUACUUGGGGAAAAAAACUCUGUUGUUCCUACUUGGGAACAUGUUCAUUAAUUUCUUCAAUGUUAUGGAUCUUUUUGUUUUGUUUCUCAUGACCUUAAAAUGUAUACCCUCCAAUUUUGUACCAUAUGCUUUAUUUGCUGUUAUAUUUUUAGCAUUAUGAAUAUUUAAUUCUUCCAAUUGACCCAA